Messenger RNA from Chlamydomonas reinhardtii, 2363 nucleotides. RefSeq lists its product as uncharacterized. The transcript has 6 exons. The record is from RefSeq and is a predicted model, not a curated record. Lineage: Eukaryota; Viridiplantae; Chlorophyta; Chlorophyceae; Chlamydomonadales; Chlamydomonadaceae. Bases 36 to 1826 code for a protein of 596 amino acids.
CCCUACUUGACCAUUAAGGUAUAAAUAGCAGAGAAAUGACAAGCGUAUUCACUGCCGAGGACAGGACGCGAAUUGAUGACUUCCAUGCCCGCUUUGCCAAGCGCAUAGCCAGCUCCAGCGAGGGGAAAAGCGAUGCCGACAGCUAUCAGGAGGAGAAAUUUUGUGGGGCGCCUACUUGCGGUGCGCAGCUUGAGCGCGGCGAGGCGGCUGCGUGCGGGGCGUGCCGAACCACCUACUACUGCGGCCCCGAGUGCCAGCGCGAGGGCUGGAAGGCGGGCGGGCACAAGGCCGCCUGCAAGCUGCUGGCCGCCGCCCGCGCCCUGCCGCCGCCCAACGCCGACCGCUCCUACGUCGUGCAGCUCAAGCUGGUGGGCAAGCGCUGUCUGCAGGCCUGGGCCGAGGACCUGGAGGAGGCGGGCGAGGACGGCGGGCUGGCCGGCACGCACCGCGAGAUGGCGGCGGCGCUGCGGCCGCGGGAGCGGGUGCUGUACGCGCUGGAGGCGCGGCACCACGCCCUGCUGCGGUUUGAGAUCGUCCCGCCCGCCAAGCGCCUGCAGGCGUCAGACCUGGCACUGUUUGCACUCAAGGCUGUGCUGCAGCCCAUGUCGGACCUGCCGCUCCUGGCCAUGUCCGCCGCCGCCCCGCAGCGGCCCUACGCGCUGUGGCUGCCCGGCACCGGCCCCGACCGCCCCAUGGCGGUGGCAGUGGGGCGACUGCUGGCGGGCGCGGGGCUGGCCACCAGCGCCUGGUUUGUGGGCCCCGGCUUCUGUGCCGAGAUGCGGCUGGGCGACGGCGGGCGGGGUGUGGGCGACGACGAGCUGAUGCUGGACCUGCGCACCGAGCUGGACGUCGACUACUACACAGAGGACGACUCAGACCAGGAGGGGGAGGAGGAGGACGGAGAGGGUGCCGGCGCGGGUGCGGCAGCGGGCAACGCGGCAGCAGCAGGCGCGGCAGCAGCAGGCGCGGCAGCAGCAGGAGCGGCAGCAGCGGGCGGGGCAGCGGGAUCGGCAGCAGCGACAUCGACGGGGGGAUCGGCAGCGGGGCGGGCGGGGCCGUCUGGCAGGCUGCGUGUGCUGGUGGUGGCUGGGCUGCACGUGUUCGGACCCACCGCCAGCGAGGCCGAGGACCCCAUGCUGGGCGCCGUGGCGGCCGCACUGCGCGCAUCCGCCGGCGCCGAGCUGGUCGUGGCGCCCUUCCCGCGCCGCAAGCAGGCGGCGGCGCAGCGCGCGGCGGAGCAGCAGCUGCUGGAGCAGCUGACCGGCGGCGGCUUCGCCGCGUGUGUGGUGCUGGGGCUGGGUUCAGGCGACGACUUCAAACCGCGCACGCCCACGCACCCCUGGAGCGACGGCGGCGCCUGGAGGGAGGGGCUGGUGGGCUGGGUGCGCGGCGGCGGCGUGCUGGUGCUGCACGGCGAGCGCGCGGCGGCGGCCACUGCGAGGGCGUAUUUCGGGCUGGCCUGGACCAUGGAGGGCGACCACUACAGGAGGACGGACCACGUGCUUCACCCCGACUGCCCGCUGCUGGCCGGCGGCGGUCUGGCGGCGCGCCUGCCCGCGCACUACAACGUCAAGGCCUGCAUGCUGGGCGACGUGCCGCGCCCGCAGCGCGUGUACGCCACCGCCCCCGGCGCCCGGACCCACUCGCUGGUGCCGAGCAUGUCGGGCGAACGCGUGGAGGAGGGGCGCUGCGCACUGGCGGCGGCGGCGGUGGGCAGCGGCGCGGUGGUCUUCUUCGGGGAUGUGAACUGGGAGGCUGCCACGCUGCGGGCGGUGGCGGAGCUGGUCAAGCAGCUGGCGGCGGAGCGGGCGGCGGGCGGGCGGUGAGGGUGUGUGUGAGGGCGGAGGGGUGUGAGGAUGUGUGUGUGUGUGUGUGUGUGUGUGUGUGUGUGUGUGUGUGUGUGUGUGUGUGUGUGUGUGUGUUAAAGAGCACAAGGAAAACGUUGCGCAAAGACAGUGUAUGCGAUGCAGCAAAGCGACGGUUUACGGUGUGUGUGUGAGGGGAUGUAGGGGGGUGAGGGGGUGGGGCUCUGCUUUGCUUGCCCGGUUCGGAGCGCAUUGUUCAGACAAUGGCAAUGAUUGCGCUGCGAUUGGCGGCUGUGGAAGGCGCGUACGUGCACCACUGUGCCGCGUUCUUGCGCGGAUUGAGGACGGGAGUGGCUUGGUUGAGCGCGCGGCCUUUAUCAGGGUAGAUAGGGGCGGUUCAGCGGCUGGGCUCGAGCGCCAGGUGUGCCGAUGAGAAGGGACAGUCCGACCACUGCGAUGGGAAACCCCAUACCUGCAUGUAUCCAGUCGCCACGAAGAAGACCUUCAGUGCGUCGUACCGUGUGUUGUCCUCAGCUUCGCCACUGCCAUUUUUCGCGU